UAUGCUGGAACAGCUGUUUCUAAUUUACCUGGGCAAACACAAAGCGAUUGAACAAAUGCAAUUUCUGCUCGAAAUCUAAGUGAAAUGCAGGAAUUUUCGGCCAAGCGCGACGCAUUGUUCGCCUGCCUAGACGAUGCGAGCAAAGAGUUGCGAGGCACUGCCUUGGACCAGAGCAAGGCCAAGACGUUCUCCAUCAACGCUCUCGACCGCGGCAGCCAAUCCGGAAACGCAUCCGGGUCCGGACAGGUGAUGAACUAUCGGCACGGCCGUAGCAUUGAUGUUAGCCCCGAUUCGGAGGACGGAAGAUUGCGGCGGAUGCGGGGCAAGGAGAGCAUUUUCAAGAAGCCAGAACUACCCAUUGGUCGCUGUCUGAAGCCCAGGAAAACUCCAGAUUACCAGAUCAAUCCCCACAAAUGGAAGAAGUACUCCCUGUCCGAUGUGGACAUCUCCGAUCAGAGCAACUCCGCCGCCGCCCUUUCCUUUCUCCGCCAAAUGGAUGCCCAGCGCGAAGCUGAGGGAGAUGAGGGCGAAUCUCCUCAUCCAGAUGGCAAAAUAGAGUUCAAGAAGACCAGCAAACUCAACCGCAAUCUCAAGAAGCUUCAACAGCAGGAAGUGGAAGAUGUGGAGCUAGAUAAGCCGCAGUUAAGGGGCUCCAAACUGGUGAUGCCCGAAUACGUCAUUGGCCAAAAGUCCCAGAAACAAAAGAAAGCCAACAACAAAUCCAACCAGAACCGUGCCUCUGGAAAACUUCAACUUUCCCACUUGGCGGAGGAGGAUGAGCAGGUUGAGUAGGUCACAAUCUAUGGUCCUUAAAUUAUAAACUAAACAACUAGUGUAACCAUAAAGUUUUAAGAAUGUAAA
Messenger RNA from Drosophila biarmipes, 861 nucleotides. RefSeq names its product protein TSSC4. The transcript has 2 exons. The record is from RefSeq and is a predicted model, not a curated record. Lineage: Eukaryota; Metazoa; Arthropoda; Insecta; Diptera; Drosophilidae. Bases 85 to 792 code for a protein of 235 amino acids.